AUCUUCACUUUCCGCACGCGUCACCUCUCCGUGGCGCUUCGCGAGCGAGGCAAGCGACGCAGUUGCGUGUUGUCCAAGGGGUGUUCUCGAAAGCGGGCUUCUACGGGAACCGUGCCAGUAGGUGCCGGAGAAUAGGCUCAAGUUCCUCAAGAAUGGAAUGGAAGGAGCGAUUCUAUCAGCAGUACCAGGAAGUCGACGGUUUCUACAUCAGCAAGAGCUUUCCCGUGGAGUGCGUGCGCUCAGCUCUCCGCUACAAGGCGCAGCCGGGUGACCUAUUCAUCGUCAGCUACCCAAAAUGUGGCACAACAUGGAUGCAACACAUUGUCUAUAAUAUCAUAAACAAUUACCCUCCCCCGAAAAACCAGCUGCUCAGCUGGAUGGAAAUGCCUUUCCUCGAAGCACAGGGAGCCGAAUCAGUCGACGACAUGAAGAAACCCGGUCCAAUCAAGACCCACAUGUCCUUUCGGUUCCAGCCUUAUUCGAAAGACGCCAAGUAUAUUUACGUAGCGAGAAACCCGUACGACUGCUGCGUCUCCUACUUCUACCACACGAGAGACAUGCCCGAAUACAACUUUCAAGACGGCACCUUCGAUAAGUUCUUCGAGAUGUUCCUGGAGGGCAAGGUCGACUUCGGUGACUACUUCGACCAUUUGCUAUCGUGGUAUGAACAUCGAGAUGAUCCGAACGUCCUGUUUGUUACCUACGAGCAGCUGAAGAAGGAUGUGCGAGCGUGGGUCUUCAAAAUUGCCGACUUCAUCGGGGAUGAGUACGGACAGAAGCUCCGGGAUGACAACGGUCGGUUAGAGAACGUGCUGACGAACAUUAGCUUGAAAAGUAUGAGAGAAUGUGUGAAUGAGUCCAUGCAAACCUCAUUCGAUGUACUACAGGCUGCGAUCGGCAGGAACGUGCCAAAGUGGAUCGCUCUGCUGAAGGAAGCCGUCGGAGCCGAAGCCUGUGAAAAGCCAAUGUCCGGAGAUUUCGUUCGCAAGGGCGUCGUAGGUGAUUGGCGAAACCACUUUUCGGAAGACCAGGUCAAGCGGCUACAAAAUAGGAUUGAGGAAAAGACGCGAGGAUCUAAUGUAAUGCACUUGUGGGAGGACGUAGAUAUUCCGCACUAGAAGUUUUUCCUUGACUGUAGAGAAUUUCUAGAAAUUCGUACCGUUAAAAAGUCCCUAAACCACUCCGAUUUCAAAGAUGUGGGAAUGGUUUCUUUCUCGCAUUCACUACCCUUCCUACUCGCGAUAGGUCUUCCUCGCCACGUAUUUAUUCAUAAAUCACGUCUGAAACGUAAGCACUAAGCUUUGAGCCUAUCAGGAUUUCGCGCCUUUCGGCUACACGGUGUUAUCUCCGCUUGAAAAGUUUAAAAGACUCAAAAACGACGUGAAAUCAGUCCUGCAGGCUGUGAGGCAAGAAAGAACGGGUGGGCUACUGCAUGGUAAAGCAGAGUAAGAGACAAUUUACGACUGAUAUUUCCGGCCUAUGAACCAAUCAGGAGUAUGUACCCUAGGGACGUCACUGAAUCACCGUUCUGUCGUCACGAAAUGCGCUAAAAAGGCGAGAAAUGCCGAGAGAGAAUAACGCGUUCGUUUCUUUCUUUUUUUUGUAUUUUCAAAGACUCUUUAGGGGUCCUUUAAUGAAAUGCGAUUGAAUCAUGCAUUCUAUCCUUAUCCUUAAUUUAGUUCGUUGUAAUUCGUUCUUCAUUUGAAAGGCAAUGCACAUAGUAUGUUCGAGCAACGACAGGACUUCGCCGUAAUAAAGUGUGUUCUUGAACGUU
This is a messenger RNA of Rhipicephalus sanguineus (brown dog tick), 1774 nucleotides long. Its product is annotated as sulfotransferase ssu-1. Gene Ontology annotation, molecular function: sulfotransferase activity. NCBI's taxonomy places the organism in Eukaryota, Metazoa, Arthropoda, Arachnida, Ixodida, Ixodidae. The transcript is spliced from 2 exons. The record is from RefSeq and is a predicted model, not a curated record. Gene Ontology annotation, biological process: sulfation. Gene Ontology annotation, cellular component: cytoplasm. The coding region runs from base 153 to 1118 and encodes 321 amino acids.